Messenger RNA from Iphiclides podalirius (scarce swallowtail), 4194 nucleotides. NCBI's taxonomy places the organism in Eukaryota, Metazoa, Arthropoda, Insecta, Lepidoptera, Papilionidae. The record is from the annotation of a GenBank genome assembly.
AUGAAGCCGCGGGGACUGAGCGUCAUGCACGCUUUCACUGCUUUUACAAUGCUCACAAUGGCUAAUGCACAAACAACAUGUAACCAGGGAAUGGGUCGAGUUAUGUACGAACGUUUACCAAAUCAACAAUUGCAUGGAUUCGACGACGACGUGGUACGGGAGACAGCGCCGCCAUUUCGAGUCCUUGAGAAGUGCCAGGACCUCUGCCUACGCGAUCGUUCGGGCAACAGCCUUGUGCGCACCUGCAACUCCAUCGACUUCCAACCAGGGGCUCGCAUAGCCGCCUUCAGCCCCGAGCCGGAAUAUGAGGAGUCGACCUGCUACCUCACGAGGGAGCAAGCCGCCCCAGAAGGCAUCGGCACCCUCAUGAUCGUCCCCAACAGCGUGCAUUUCAACGAAAUCUGUCUCACAUCCAACCGCCCCGAAAGGGAAUGUCCGUCUCGCCGCUACGUGUUCGAGCGGCACGCCAGGAAGCGCCUGAAGCUGCCCGCCUCGGAUCUAAAGGAGAUCAUGGUGGCCAAUCGCACGGAGUGCGAGGACAAGUGCCUGGGCGAGUUCAGCUUCGUCUGCCGCUCGGCGACGUACGACUCGGCCCUAAGGACCUGCUCCUUGAGCCGAUUCACGAGGCGCACCCACCCGGAGUUGCUGGAGGACGACCACAACGCCGACUACCUCGAGAACACGUGCCUCAACGCGGAAAGACGCUGUGAUGGAUUAGCGGUGUUCAUAAAAGAAGAGAACAAACGCCUCGGUGGUCCAUUCGAAGCUGACGUCUUCUCGAAUAUGACUUUAGAUGAAUGCCAAUCGAUGUGUGUGCGCGCUGAAAAGUACUUCUGUCGAUCCAUCGAACACGACGCUAUGACGCGCCAAUGCGUUCUCUCCGAGGAGGAUUCCGUAUCUCAGAAGGACGAUGUCACCGUCAGCGCAUCACCAACGCAUCAUUUUUAUGACCUCGUCUGUUUGGAUAAUCUUUCCCAUCGGGUGACAGCUCGGGGCACGGAGUAUCCUGACAACAGCGUCACGUCGCACCUGUUCGCGCCCGGCCGGCGGCCCGACACCGCAUUCCAGCGGUACAGGAACAGCCGGAUCACCGGCGAGUUCCACUCGGAGAUCACGGGCCGCUCGCUCAGCGAGUGCUUGGACGAGUGCCUGCGACAGACCAGCUUUCAGUGCAGGUCUGCCGUGUACAGCGACCGCGCGAGGACAUGUCGUUUGAGCAGAUACAAUCAGAAGGAUGGCAUGAGACUGCUUUACGACCCAGACUUUGAUUACUACGAGAAUCUUAUGCAUCAGCUAGUAAGUGGUGAAUCCGAUGCGGGGGGAGCGGGGACUAGUUCUCAAUCACCCUGGGGAAGGCCGGGGUCCAAAACAGGUGGUAACAGCGGCGAUCGCGACAGAUACCCGCCCGGCGUCGACCGCUACCCCGACGAAGAUCGGUACUCAAGCGAUGACGACCGGUACGAUCGGAGGCCGGACCGGUUCUCGCCGUCGGACGACCGGUACCCGGCUGGUCCCGACCUAUACCCCGAAAGGUAUCCGUCGGGCGAUCGCUACCCGCCGCCGGAUAGAUACCCGCCGGGGGUAGACAGAUACCCGCCGGGGGUAGACAGAUACCCGCCGAGCGUCGACAGAUAUCCGGCACCGGAUAGAUAUCCAGGAGACCGCAACCCAGUUGACAGUGGACGGUAUCCGUACGACUACCAGACUAACGAAAUAGGUAGAUAUCCGAGCUCGGAACGAUACCCUAUCAGCAGGUAUCCCAUCGACGUGUACCCCGAUAGGUAUCCCGACGAUCGAUACCCAUCAGAUAGGUAUCCAGCCCGUGGUGGUGGGAGGUAUCCGCCCCGUCCCGCAUGGUACCCUAACCGUUAUCCUGAUCGGUACGACCAGGACCGCUUUUCCGGCGCUAAUAAUUGGGGGAGGUAUCCCUCCAGUCGCUACCCAGUGGGUGUCAAUCGAGACCCGGCCCCACUAGGCGGCGAGCGUUACCCUGAUUUGUACGACAAGUAUCCGCCGACCGGGUCGUCGUAUCUUGGUUACGGACGUGGAAGCUACUACGGUUCCGAAUACUCGGGUAGCGAGCGGUUCCCAGAUAGGGGUGUUAGACCUGGCCCAGACAGGUAUCCUAAUGAACCAAGACCUACAUUUGAUUUAAGAAGACCUUUAGAUCGACCAGGUGGUUAUAGGGGUAGCUACCCAUCACCAGGGCUGGACCGACCUAUAGGUGGAGCAGGGUAUGGAGGUUACGAGACAGACGGACCAAUAGGACCUAUCGGCGGGCCAAUUUCUAGACCUCAUGGUGGGCCAAUUGGAGGUCCUAUUGGAGGUCCUAUAGGCGGUCCCGUCAUUGGAGGGGCGGUAGGUGGUCCAAUCGGUGGCGCCGUGGGGGCACCUAUUGGAGGUCCGAUUGGGAGACCACCAGUCGGUGGUCGUCCAUGGCAGGGGUCCCGUUGUGAAGAAGACAGCUUCAGACAAGUCGGCCGUCAACGUAUGCAGAGGCGAUUUGUGCGCCGUUUCACCACCGCUAACUCUUUGGCGCACUGCCAAAGGGAAUGUAUCGAAGCGAGAGACUUCAUUUGCCGGUCAUUCAACUACAGGGAAGGUAGUUACGGCGCCGAAACGCGGGACAAUUGCGAGCUAAGCGAUCGCGACACCCGGGAACUAGACGCGGCCAACCCCGCGCACUUUGAUAACACAGCUAACGAGUACGACUUCUACGAGAGGGCGCUAGGUCGCAUUGCCGACGACUGUCUCGACGUGUCGCAAGUUUGCAACGAGGAUGGGAUGGAGUUCACGCUGCGUCUGCCCGAAGGGUUUUACGGACGGAUGUACACCUACGGUUUCUACGACCGUUGCUUCUUCCGCGGCAAUGGGGGCGUCGUUAAUGCGCUACGGAUCACCGGCGCCCAUGGAUACCCCGAAUGCGGCACCCAACGGUACGGAGACACGAUGACCAACAUAGUGGUCGUCCAGUUCAGCGACAAUGUGCAGACGUCCCGCGACAAGAGAUUUAACCUCACCUGUCUCUUCCGCGGGCCAGCUGAAGCGGUGGUCACAUCGAACUAUAUUGGUGCCGGGUCGGGCAGUCCCAUACCCAUCGAGUAUUUGCCGGAGGAGAGUUCUCUCAACUCCAAGGUUCGCCUAAUGAUCCUCUACCAAGGCCGACCAACCACAACCAUCGCAGUUGGAGACCCGCUAACCUUCAGAUUGGAAGCCCAGGACGGAUACAACUAUGCGACAGACAUAUUUGCAACGAACGUCAUCGCUAGGGAUCCAUAUUCAGGACGCUCUGUGCAACUAAUCGACAGGGUCGGAUGCCCUGUGGAUCCAGACGUAUUCCCAGAAUUAGACAAGGGGCGUAACGGUGACGCUCUAGAAGCGAGAUUCAACGCGUUCAAGAUCCCCGAAUCGAACUUUUUAGUCUUCGAAGCAACUGUCCGCACCUGCAGGGACGGAUGUCAGCCAGCUUACUGUCCAAGUCACACUGGGCGCUCGGAGCCGUCCUUCGGGCGUAAGCGACGCGAAGCGAAUUCCACGAAGCUGGAGAGUAAUGAUACUGCCGAAGUUGAAACCAAAGACAAUAAAACCGAGAGCGGAGACGCGGGAACUGUUUACAAAAUAUCCUACGAGGAGGCGACCGUCGACAAAUAUCUUAAGGACGAGGUGGAAACGCCGAGUCACGUGAGAAAAAUGAUCGAGGUUUUCGACAAUCGAAACGAACUCUACGAAGAGAAUGGUGUUGCGGACUCUUCCCCUGUUGUGGCGGCUGCAGGGGUGUGCGUCUCUCCUUACCAUUACCGGUCACUGCUCGUUGCACUAUGUGUGCUUCUGUCUCUCCUCCUAGCUAUGUUGACUGCAGCACUGUAUAUCUACAGACGUUACUGGAGAGUCUUGCGUAAGAACAUUCAGGUGUCCAGCCCGGUGCCAGCACUGCGUCCAGUAGCCACUGGACCCAGGCCUACUCGUCCCUCCCUCUUCUCAGCAUCGCAUCUGCAUAAACCUUUUUCACUAAGUGGACUCGGUCGUACCUUCGCCGACGCUAGCGAGGAAGCAGGGUCCUCGGGAAGACUGGCCAACGCCUUCGACGACGGCAGCGAACCAAUUUACACGGACCCAUCGCUAUUUGAGCGUUCACGUUCGCUUCGCUCCCUACAUUCGCUCGACAUGAAGCCGGAGCGCCGCCAACAUCACACA